AUGGCAACAGGAACCGCAAGAUAUCUGAGAUAUAUUCUCUUCACCUUCUUCUUGCUCACGGUCAUUUACUUCAUAUCCUCCUCCUCAGAUCAACGAUUACCGAGCACGAAUGAUCUCUUGAGCAAUGGAAAGGAAUACAGUAAUGCGCCUACGAAAGCCGGUCCCGGAAGUGCAGACGCAGACGCAGGUGCUGCUGCUCCUUCUGCGACUGGAUUCACGCCCAAUGUACCGGGAGGGUUCCCAGACGCAACCGCAGACGGACCGCGGAUGAAUGCCACAUUUGUCACUUUGGCACGAAAUUCGGACAUUUGGGAGAUCGCACGAUCCAUCCGUCAGGUCGAAGACAGGUUUAAUAGGAAGUUCCACUACGACUGGGUCUUCCUGAAUGACAAGCCCUUCGACGCCACAUUCAAGAAAGUCACAGCGUCCCUUUGCUCAGGCAAAACCCACUAUGGAGAGAUCCCAAGGGAGCAUUGGUCAUUCCCCGAACACAUUGACCAGGACAGGGCUCGCAAGGUUCGAGAGGAUAUGGCGGAGAGGAAGAUCAUCUAUGGAGAUUCUAUCAGUUACCGUCACAUGUGCAGGUUCGAGUCUGGCUUCUUCUUUCGUCAGCCCCUGAUGAACAACUACGAAUGGUACUGGAGAGUCGAGCCAAGCAUUGAGCUGUACUGCGACAUCAAUUAUGAUGUCUUCAAGUUCAUGGCCGACAACAAGAAGAAGUACAGUUUCGUACUCAGCCUUUACGAAUACGUAGAGACCAUCCCUACCCUCUGGGAAAGUACCAAGAAGUAUAUAAAGGCACACCCCGAACACAUUGCAGAAGGAAACUCCAUGGGAUUCCUGAGUGAUGACGGUGGAGAUUCCUACAAUAACUGCCACAUGUGGUCCAACUUUGAAGUUGGAAACCUCGACUGGCUCCGGUCCAAGGCAUACAUUGACUACUUCGAGACUCUUGACCAAGACGGAGGAUUUUUCUACGAACGAUGGGGUGAUGCCCCGGUCCAUUCAAUUGCCGCCGGUCUGAUGUUGAAAAAAGAAGAAAUUCAUUUCUUCAAUGACAUUGCAUACUAUCACGUACCUUUCACUCACUGUCCUACUGGGGAGAAGACGAGACUGGAGCUGAAAUGCCACUGCAAUCCAAAGGAAAACUUUGACUGGAAAGGAUACUCCUGCACGUCUCGAUUCUUUGACAUAAACGGUUUGGAGAAGCCAGAGGGGUAUGAGAACCAGCAAGAUUAA
This is a messenger RNA of Drepanopeziza brunnea f. sp. 'multigermtubi' MB_m1, 1239 nucleotides long. RefSeq lists its product as uncharacterized. NCBI's taxonomy places the organism in Eukaryota, Fungi, Ascomycota, Leotiomycetes, Helotiales, Drepanopezizaceae. Gene Ontology annotation, cellular component: Golgi apparatus; membrane. Gene Ontology annotation, biological process: cell wall mannoprotein biosynthetic process; protein O-linked glycosylation; protein N-linked glycosylation. Gene Ontology annotation, molecular function: alpha-1,2-mannosyltransferase activity. The record is from RefSeq and is a predicted model, not a curated record.